GCGCUCUUCUCAACGGCACUCAUCAACAAUGCCUGACAUAAACGACCUCCCUACUGAGUUGAUGGUGGAGACUUUCUCCCAUCUGGAACUCGAUGACCUGACCCGAUGCAUGCGCUCCAGCAAAACUUUCAGGGCCAUCACUGAGCAUUCCGCCUUCGACAAGAUCUUCUUCCGCACCAAGCUACCCUCACUCGAAGACACUCUCGACCCCAACAAGCUCCAAAUCAAUCCCGCCUUUAGGUCUCUGAGCUACAUCUGCCGUUCCAAGAUCGAGGACACUGGCUUUCUGUUCGUCGAUGAGAAGCCUGGCGGCUCACCCAACUACCGCACUGUCCCUUUGUCCGCGACUUCUGCUGCCACUCAGAAUGCUACAGAGCCCGCUGUCUCGUCCCUCACUCUCAGUCCCUUUGGAAAAUCGGUCUUUGAUGUUGAGAUCGAGGUAGAGCAUGGAGUGACUGUUCUCGAUGUUAUGAAGGAGCUUUGCGGGUACUAUCAUGGAGAUGUACCCAACGACUCCUGCCGUUACUUCUUGGCAGGCUUCUACAAAAACAAGUGGUCCACUGGAGAACACAUCAUCUUCUCUGUUCACUGGAAGUGAACUACCUUGACGCAUGAAGUUGAUAUUAUGACAGAACGAGAAAGACACAUCACCCUUACUCCACAACAGAGAUGCUUCUAAGAACCUUGCUCCUUGAUUCAAGUCAGACAAAUUGCUUCAGCUACGAGUUUUCCCCGUCAAAUCAUAUUAUACCAUACCUUC
This is a messenger RNA of Aureobasidium pullulans EXF-150, 760 nucleotides long. RefSeq lists its product as uncharacterized. The record is from RefSeq and is a predicted model, not a curated record. The coding region runs from base 29 to 598 and encodes 189 amino acids. The transcript has 2 exons. NCBI's taxonomy places the organism in Eukaryota, Fungi, Ascomycota, Dothideomycetes, Dothideales, Saccotheciaceae. Gene Ontology annotation, molecular function: protein binding.